UCGAUUACCAGACUGGAGCGUGGGCAAACCGAAAGGCUCGGUUGGGCAGCGCCUGUGCACUUGGCUCUGACCCCGCCAGGCGCUAGGAGGGCGUGACGCUGCCCUCACGUCUCCUCCCCGUCCUUUGGCCUCCGAGAAUCGCGCAACGACUCCCACGUAUUCGGUUGGAUUUCGGUCGAAUCCUGAUCGGCAAGGAACGCGAACCGGACCCCAAGGAGGCCCCGGGGCGGACGAAGCGAUUGAAUCCGUCUCUAGAACUUCUGAAUGUUUCUUACCAGUGGGAGCGUUCUCUGUACAGCAAAGCCAAUGGCUUAACUUCGGGGAGCGCUGGGGCAGCGUAGGCUCUGCUAUGCUUGGUGGAACUUGAGUUUGGAGGACACAGGGCUUUCUGUGAUGACAACAUGACUCACAGCAAAGGAAGAUCUGUCACCUGCAAGACGAGUGGCAGCCCCGAUAGUGGAGGAGGUUUUGUCAAUUGGACUUUAAAUCUAAACACCAUUCAGUCUGACAAGUUUUUGAACUUACUUCUAAGCAUGGUGCCAGUCAUCUACCAGAAGAACCAGGACGACAGGCAUAAGAAAGCGAAUGGCCUUUGGCAGGAUGGGCUGUCGGGCGGAGCACAGACCUUCAGCAAGAGGUCAGAGCCACAUCUGGACUACCACGAGUUCUCGGAGCAGGCCUUCCACGGCGGCGGCGGUGGGCAUGCGCCAGCCAGCUGCAGCCCCAAGUACGACGACUACGCCAGCUAUAGCUACUGCGACGGAAGGGAGGCUUCGGAAACCACCGCCAUGCUGCAGGACGAAGAUCUGUCCAGUGAGGGCGAUGAUGUUAUUGUGGAAACAAACCGGAAGCUCCCCAAGGAGUCCAGUGGCGUCAUGGCUCUGCAGAUUCUCGUGCCGUUCUUGCUGGCCGGGUUUGGAACAGUUUCUGCCGGCAUGGUUUUGGACAUAGUACAGCACUGGGAGGUAUUCAGGAACGUGACAGAAGUGUUCAUUCUAGUCCCUGCGCUGCUUGGCCUCAAAGGGAACCUGGAAAUGACGUUGGCGUCCCGACUAUCCACCGCAGUAAACGUUGGGAAGAUGGACUCACCCAUUGAGAAGUGGAAUCUGAUCAUUGGCAACCUGGCUUUAAAGCAGGUCCAGGCCACAGUGGUUGGAUUCUUAGCAGCCGUGGCAGCGAUCGUUCUGGGCUGGAUUCCAGAAGGGAAGUAUUACCUCAGCCAUUCCAUACUUCUGUGCUCCAGCAGCGUGGCCACCGCCUUCAUUGCGUCUCUUCUGCAGGGAAUAAUAAUGGUCGGGGUUAUCGUUGGCUCAAAGAAGACAGGCAUAAACCCUGACAACGUGGCCACACCCAUCGCUGCUAGUUUUGGUGAUCUGAUAACUCUCGCCAUAUUAGCGUGGAUCAGUCAGGGUUUGUACUCCUGCCUGGAGACAUAUUAUUACAUUUCUCCAUUAGUUUGUGCCUUUUUCUUGGCUCUGACACCUAUCUGGGUUAUAAUAGCUGCCAAACACCCAGCUACCAGGACUGUGCUCCACUCUGGCUGGGAGCCCGUCAUAACAGCCAUGGUCAUAAGCAGCAUUGGGGGCCUUAUUCUGGACACAACUGUAUCCGACCCGAACUUGGUUGGGAUUGUCGUUUACACGCCAGUUAUCAACGGUAUCGGUGGCAAUUUGGUGGCCAUUCAGGCCAGCAGGAUUUCUACCUACCUCCAUUUACACAGCAUCCCCGGAGAGCUGCCCGAAGAGCCCACAGGCUGUUCCUACCCAUUUAGGACGUUCUUUGGCUCAGGUGUGAACAAUAAGUCUGCCCAAGUUCUUCUGCUCCUGGUGGUUCCUGGCCACUUGAUUUUCCUGUACACGAUUCACCUGAUGAAGAGCGGCCACACCUCUCUGACUGUCGUCUUCGUUGUCGUGUAUCUCCUUGCUGCUGUGCUACAGGUGUUCACCCUGCUGUGGAUCGCAGACUGGAUGGUCCAUCGCUUCUGGAGGAAAGGGAAGGACCCGGACAGUUUCUCCAUCCCCUACCUAACGGCGCUGGGUGACCUGCUCGGGACAGCUCUGCUGGCCUUAAGUUUCCAUUUUCUCUGGCUUAUUGGAGACCGUGAUGGCGACGUGGGGGACUAACGGGUCCUCGAAGCUGAUGCAGGGCCACCCAGGAGGAGAACACAAGGCAGCCACUGCUGCCCCUCCCGUCCCCAAAGCUCUUCAUCAGUCAUGUGACUUACGCCAGGGUCGUCUGCGGUUCACCCUGACUCCAUACUUGGCCUUAAUGUACUUUUUAAGGAAUUUGUGCUGGAACCACAAUGAACGGUAUUUGUGCUGCUUUUUGUAGAAUAAAUAAUUUGACACAGACAUAGAUACAAGCUCACACUCUAAAAUUUCUUAGGAAAGAAUAUAGGAUGUUUACAAUGAAUGGUGUUGAAACCACAGACCUAGCAGACAUGUACUUUGCUCUUUUUUAUUUUGUUUUUUGUUUUUCGAGACAGGGUUUCUCUGUGGCU
This is a messenger RNA of Microtus ochrogaster (prairie vole), 2500 nucleotides long. It is a transcript of the gene Slc41a2, whose product is annotated as solute carrier family 41 member 2. NCBI's taxonomy places the organism in Eukaryota, Metazoa, Chordata, Mammalia, Rodentia, Cricetidae. Gene Ontology annotation, molecular function: monoatomic cation transmembrane transporter activity. The record is from RefSeq and is a predicted model, not a curated record. Gene Ontology annotation, biological process: monoatomic cation transport. Gene Ontology annotation, cellular component: plasma membrane.